AAGAAUUGCUUUCUGCAACCCUAUAAAGCCAUUCUUUGCUCCAUUUCUCCAAUUCUUGUUUAUAUAUAUACCUUUCCCGGCUUGAUUUCUUCAAAAUAAACACGUACCCAGGAAGCAAAAAUCGAAACCCAAUUGAGCUUCGAAGCUCGUGACUGCGGUAAUCAAUCAUGUCACUGAGCCCUCCUCGAGUCCGAAACAAUGGCCCUCCGAGGACCAACGAGCUUUACUGGUGCUACCAGUGUCACCGUAUGGUCAGGGUUGCCUCCACAAACCCAUUGGAAAUCGCUUGCCCGCGUUGUUCCGGGCAGUUCGUAUAUGAGAUUGACGUGGCCAGGCCUAGGCUCGUUGUUGAUUUCACCGAUUUCGAUCCCUCCCCAGAAGCCCGUUUACUCGAGGCCCUUUCUCUCAUGCUUGACCCUCCAAUUAGGCGCUUCAAUCAUGACGUGAACAACCCGGAAACUGAACUUCGAGACCGUCCCUGGGUCCAGCAGCGAGGCCGUGGCUUCGAGGGGAGAGAUCGUACCGACCCAGAAACUCUAGCCCAGCGGCGUACAAGGCGGGGGCGUCGCAGUUUUGAUGGGGGAGAAAGAUCGGACCCAGAACCAGGAAUUCAAGGCAGGCCUCGUACUUGGAUUGUUCUUAGACCUCUGGAUCCUUCCAACCCUUUCAGACCCAUUUUACACCCUGAAAAUCCAGUACCGCCUCGGGUUGAUCCUAGAAACUACUUUCUAGGGUCAGGCAUGAACGAAUUGAUUGAGCAAUUGACUCAAAAUGACCGGCCGGGGCCUCCUCCUUUACCCGAUUCGGCAAUCAACACAAUACCAACCGUACAAAUCAUGGCGGACCAUUUGGCCGACGACUCUUAUUGCCCCGUGUGCAAGGAGGAGUUCAAAGUUGGUGGGGAAGCGAGAGAAUUGCCUUGCAAGCAUAUAUACCACUCUGAAUGCAUUGUUCCUUGGCUGCAGCUUCACAAUUCUUGUCCUGUUUGUCGGCGCGAGCUACCCCUACCUUGUCAAGAAGAUGCACGAGAAAAUGACUCCAACGAUAUUCAUGUUGGAGGGGGCAGCAGACGCCGGUUCUUGAGAUGGAACCAAAUGUCCUCUUUGUGGCCCUUCCGUACAAGAUUCCGCCCCAUAAAUCUACAUGGUGAUCAUGGCCAUGUCGGUACUUCUAGAAGUGGAGGAAGCUGGUUUCUGUAGAUUAUAAUGUAUUUUCAACCCUUAAAACCUCACAGAGGUUACCAAAAGCUUGCCCAGUGACUUGGGAAACAAGGAAGUUCCCUGGAGUAUCCUCCAUCUCUACCACUGUCUGUGUAUAUUAUUUCAAUUGCCAUGAUAUAUAUAUAUAUAUUGCCUUUCUUCUGUGUGAAGGGGCAUUGUUGUGAAAAUACUGCUUUUACCAUGUAAAUGAAAAUUAUGUAAAUCUAACACCAAACAUAAUUAUCUCA
Alnus glutinosa is the source of this 1447-nucleotide messenger RNA. RefSeq names its product E3 ubiquitin-protein ligase RZF1-like. The transcript is spliced from 2 exons. Gene Ontology annotation, cellular component: cytoplasm. The record is from RefSeq and is a predicted model, not a curated record. Gene Ontology annotation, biological process: protein ubiquitination. Gene Ontology annotation, molecular function: ubiquitin protein ligase activity. The coding region runs from base 168 to 1199 and encodes 343 amino acids. NCBI's taxonomy places the organism in Eukaryota, Viridiplantae, Streptophyta, Magnoliopsida, Fagales, Betulaceae.